Penicillium alfredii is the source of this 2883-nucleotide messenger RNA. RefSeq lists its product as uncharacterized. Gene Ontology annotation, cellular component: cytosol; nuclear envelope. NCBI's taxonomy places the organism in Eukaryota, Fungi, Ascomycota, Eurotiomycetes, Eurotiales, Aspergillaceae. The coding region runs from base 1 to 2883 and encodes 960 amino acids. Gene Ontology annotation, biological process: protein import into nucleus; protein export from nucleus. Gene Ontology annotation, molecular function: nuclear export signal receptor activity; small GTPase binding. The transcript is spliced from 8 exons. The record is from RefSeq and is a predicted model, not a curated record.
AUGGCGGAGGGUCUUGGAGCUCUGUUGGAGGCAAGCUUGGAUCCCAGAAGGAACAAGGAAGCCGAGACUGCUCUUCGUCAAGAAGAACAGAAACCGGGCUUUUCGCUGCAGCUCCUUCACAUCACGGCUUCGGAGUCUACCCCUUACAACACCCGCCUCGCUAGCGCCCUUUGCUUCAAGAACUUUAUUAAGCGGAACUGGACAGACGAGGAUGGAAACUACAAGCUGCAACUGGAUGAGGUUACCACCAUCAAGCGUGAGCUGAUCAGCCUUAUGCUCUCAGUUCCCGCAGGCAUUCAAGCCCAGCUGGGUGAGGCUGUCAGCGCAAUUGCAGACAGUGAUUUCUGGGAGCGCUGGGACACGUUGGUGGAUGACCUCGUUUCGAAGCUUUCGCCAUCCAACCCUGCUAUCAACAUUGGUGUGCUCCAGGUGGCACAUUCAAUCUUCAAGCGAUGGAGACCUUUGUUCCAGUCCAAUGAGUUGUACACAGAGAUCAACCAUGUCCUGGGCAAGUUCGGGACCCCCUUCUUGGCCUUGUUUGAGGGACUGGAUAGCUACAUCGAACAAAAUAAGACAAACAAGGAGAACCUUACGCAAGGAUACACUCAGCUCAAUCUGAUGAUCAAGCUGUUCUAUGAUCUCUCCUGCCAUGAUCUUCCUCCCAUGUUUGAGGAGAAUAUCUCUGGAAUUGCAUCGAUUCUUCUCAAGUAUUUGACCUUCGAUAGCCCAUUACUGCACACAGAUGAUGAGACAGAGGCUGGUCCGCUGGAAUAUGUUCGCGCUGGCAUUUUCGAGGCCUUGACACUGUACACGCAGAAGUACAUGGAUGCAUUCCAGCCUCAUGUUGGGCAGUUCAUCGAGAGCUCAUGGAACUUCUUGACGACCAUCGGCCAAGAAACCAAAUACGAUAUCCUGGUCAGCCGAGCGCUGCAGUUCCUGAGUUCUGUUGCAAGCAUGCCAGAGCACGCCGUUGCCUUCCAGGCCGAGGGAACUUUGGGCCAAAUUAUUGAGAAGGUCAUCCUGCCUAAUGUCAGCUUGCGCGAGUCGGAUGAGGAAUUGUUCGAGGACGAGCCUAUUGAAUUUAUCCGCCGAGACCUCGAAGGAUCCGAUAGCGAGACCCGACGACGCGCUGCGACGGAUUUCCUGCGAAAACUGGCGGAGAAGUUUGAGCAAUCGGUCACCAAGGUUGUCCUUCAGUACACUGACCACUAUUUGGCCGAAUAUGCCAAGGACCCCGCGUCCAACUGGAAAGCGAAGGACACAGCGACUUACCUCUUCUCCGCGAUCGCGGCCAAGGGCGUUGCGACCUCCACGCACGGUGUCACUGCCACGAACCCGCUGGUCAGCAUCACCGACUUCUUCCAGCAGAACCUUGCUGCAGACCUGAUCUCAGACGACGGAGUCCACCCGAUCCCCAAGAUCGACGCUAUUAAGUAUCUGUACACUUUCCGAAGCAUUAUCACGAAGGAACAGUGGCAGCAGGUGCUUCCGGUUUUGGUGAAGCACUUGGCUUCCUCGAACUACGUCGUUUACACGUAUGCCGCAAUCGCCGUGGAACGGGCCCUCUUCCUCAGUGAUAGCCAAGGACAGCCGGUUAUCCCACCUGCCGAGAUCACUCCCCUGGCUAAGGACCUCCUGGAACACAUAUUCCAGUUGAUCCAAAAGGAUCCGGCCCCUCAAAAGAUACAAGAAAACGAAUUCUUGAUGCGAUGUGUGAUGAGAGUCUUGGUUGUCAUCCGGGAGGGUGUGGUGCCAUUCACAGACACUGUGCUGGAACGGUUGAUCUCGAUCACACAGAUCAUCAGCACAAACCCAAGUAACCCCCGGUUUUACUACUUCCACUUCGAAGCCAUGGGUGCUUUCAUUCGAUUUGCCGCACCGGCGAACCCCGACAAGCUCGAGCAGGCUUUCUACGCACCCUUUGCGGGCGUCCUCCAGGGCGAUGUGCAAGAAUUCAUGCCGUACAUUUUCCAGCUCUUUGCGGCGCUUCUUGAGGCCAACCCCUCCGCAACGCUGCCGACUUACUACCAGGAGCUUACCGCACCCAUCUUGAUGCCGGUCAUGUGGGAGUCGAAGGGAAACAUCCCCGCGCUUGUUCGGCUGCUCUCUUCGAUCAUUCCGCGUGGCUCGCAGUACAUCUUGGAGCACAACCAGGUUGAGCCCAUCCUCGGUAUUUUCCAGAAACUGGUCUCUACCAAGGCCAAUGAAAGCUAUGGCUUUGAUCUCCUGGAGACUGUCGUUGCCAACUUCCCAUCCACCGGCCUGGAACAAUACUUUGUUUCAAUCAUGCAAAUUCUGCUCAGACGUCUGCAGGACUCCAAGACCGAAAACUUUGCUCUUCGCUUUGCCCGUUUCUUCCACUUUAUUUGUGCGCAUGAUGACAAGGGCUAUAGCGCCGACUUUGUGGUCCAGGUUACGGAGAAAGUGCAAGCUGAUGUUUUCGCCCCUGUCUACACCGGCAUCAUCCUUCCCGAAACCCAGAAGCAGGCGCGGCCCUUGGAUCGCAAGACGGCUAUCAUCUCUCUCACCAAGACCCUCGCCAACUCGGAAGCCUUCGCCACCCGCUACAGCCAGAAGGGAUGGGGUUAUACAUGCAAUGCCUUGCUCAGUCUCCUCGAACUUCCCACGCUGCCUUCCGGCAAGGAUGACAUUAUUGCCGAGGUGGACAUCGAGGAGAUGUCGUUCGGCGUUGGCUUCACUCCCUUGAACACCAUUCGCAGCCAACCCAAGGACCCGUGGCCGGAGACUGGAGCUGAUCUCAAGGUCUGGGUGGGUUCUUACUUGAAGGAAGCUGACAAGAAGCACAAUGGCCGGGUGUCGCAAUUUGCGCAGAGCCGUCUCCCUGACGACUCGAAGGCGGUGCUGGCCAGCUACAUGGCUUAG